AUGUCUCUUCUCCCAGCCCGCAUGGGAGAGUACGCAGUUUCGGCCCCUGGGGCCCCUGCCGCCGCCGCUUCCGCCGCUGCUGCUGCUGCCUCUGCUGCUGCCGCCGCCCCCGCCGCCCCCGCCGCCCGGAAGAAGGGCAAGAAAUAUGCUGCGAAGCGGCAGCAGCAGAGGUCGACGUGCUACAAUUGUGGCCAAUUGGGGCAUUAUGCCCGAGACUGCCGGCUCCCCCGCCACCCCGCCGCCGCCGCCGCCGCAGCGCCACGUGAGUAUUAUUGGCUCGGCUGGUGUUUACCUCAAAUAUAUACGGCUGUUGUUCACGGGCCUUCGGGCACAAUGCCUCCUGGUGGCCCCCCAGCCAAUCCAAAUGGGGGGGUGAAAAAGAACAAGAAGAAGAAGGCCAAGGCCGAAUUGGCCAAGAAAGCCGAGGAGGAGGAGGACAAGAAGAAGGUCAAGGAGGAGGUGGACGACGAAUUUUUUUAG
This is a messenger RNA of Metarhizium robertsii ARSEF 23, 480 nucleotides long. RefSeq names its product zinc finger domain-containing protein. Lineage: Eukaryota; Fungi; Ascomycota; Sordariomycetes; Hypocreales; Clavicipitaceae. Gene Ontology annotation, cellular component: ribosome. The coding region runs from base 1 to 480 and encodes 159 amino acids. The transcript is spliced from 4 exons. Gene Ontology annotation, biological process: translation. Gene Ontology annotation, molecular function: nucleic acid binding; zinc ion binding; structural constituent of ribosome. The record is from RefSeq and is a predicted model, not a curated record.